CCAUCCCUCUCACUCCACCUGAAUCUUUUUCCCCUAGAGACUCCAAUCCUCUGGGCAAAUGGUCUGUGUCUUGUGGGUGAUGUCAUCUCUGUCAAAACUCGAGUGAAAAAAAAAAAAAAAAUUACAGGCCACGGACAAUUCUCGAAAUAUAUACAACACAUUGGCCCAUUUGGUGUUAAAGUGAUUUGUUAACUGUUAUGCACGUCAUUGGGUCAAUCGACAUUGGAAUAACUGAUGAUGAAUUGAUUUUGUGAGGCACAAGUCCCAGAACAAGGGCUUUCUUCAUUCAAUUAUUGACGAGCGUUGGUCUCCAGUGAUAAUUGACCAGCUCAAAUAACCAGUAUAAAAUUCCACACGUACUGGAUAUGCCGUAGAUCUAAAUCACAGGAUGGCAGUUCUUACGAUGAAUGGCAAAAAGUGGUACUCCGUCUCUGGUUUUUCCUGUCUAUUACCAGAUGACAGACCAAUAACAGCAAUAAGUGUCGUCGAAGAUAUCGAGAAAUGUCCACCGAGAUUCACAGCUGUGUCAAAAACCUACGACCAAGACAUUGACGCUGAUCUCUGGCGAGAGAGUGGUCUAUUCAUACGACGAAAAGGCAGAUACAUAUGUUACUCAAAAACCGAGGGUGUACCAAACUACGUUGUCCAGGAAAUAACGGUUAUCAACGAGAGAGAAACACCACCAGAUGGCUUCAGCAUGAUUCCCCAAACGAUAGACACAGACCAAAAGGCAUGGAGAAAGAGACAGGUGUGCUAUAAGCUAAGAAAUAGGGAUGCUUGCUCAACAGCUGUGACGGAUAUCAUUGUCUGCAGUAGAAUGAAAAAAGGCCCCACCGGCUUCACCUACGCUGGGGAGAUCAAUGGAGUCGUCAUCUGUUACAAAAUUAGCCAAAUAGUUAAUACAGACACCAGCUCACAAUCAUACGAAAAUAUAAAUGCAUUACAGAACGUAUCGCCAAAUCCAUCAAAUGGUGUGUCUCGUCGAGUCCCUCCAGAGCGACCACCAAAGCCAAAAUUCUCCCCCAAGCCCCAGAAUGGAAUCUAUCCACAGGUGCCAGCAACAAUAAUAAAUGAGGUUGACGAUUCAUUGGAUCGUGAUUAUGAGGUACUGAGUCCAAAUGCAAGAAUCAAACCGACUAGACCAGCACCUCAGCCUCCAGUGUCUUCCCAAAUCAGCUCAAUGCCCAUGUAUGGCACAUUACCAGGAUCAUCUGAUCUCGAUGGUGUACCCUUUGUCCUCAAUCCUCUUUUGAGCCUUGAGAGUGACACCGGAAUCAAAAUUCCAGUUAUUAAAGUGCGCACUCGUCGAGAAUUAGAUAAAGAGUAUUAUUACGACUUCCGCGCAGAACGAGAAACCUAAGGAAGUCGUCAGUUAAUAGUCGUGCCAAACGAAUUGUACGAAGUACCAUACUACUUAUAAUCAUCAGUUAUAAUCCCAAUGUUUUGUAUCCAUAAGAGUAUAGCGUUUUAACCGAUACGAGUGUACUAGAGUGCCUGAUUGAAUGAUUCAUAUUAAUCAUGUGAAAAUAUUGUGACACCUCGCAAGCCCACCAGGUGAACGAAAGAAAAAAAAAUAUAUAUAUAUAUAAAUAUCAUUUUAAAAAUUCAGUAAUCAAGUCGUAAAACAGAAUGAUUCGUUCUAUCCACCUGAAAAUAAUAGAUAAUUAAAUUUUUAUCAGGACCUUUUAUGUAGAUUAAAAUCACAGCUGAAAAAACAAUUUCCCCAAAAAAUUCAUUCUCUUUUAAAAAUUCGGUGAUAUCCUCGUAAAUUCAUCUAUUAUUCAAAUCGAAUAAUUCUGUUUUGCCCCUGCACUGCUGACCUAGUGUUUAAGUGAAGUAGGAGACCGAUUGUUUUCAUUAAAAAAUCAUCUGCUCCACUUACACCUCAUAUCUUCCACAAACAACACUUUUUACAUCGUCUAGGCGUCGGUGACGUUUUACCCAGCCUAAUCAAUACAAGUAUUGUAUUUUUAUAUAGUUUGGUUGUAUUUUUUUCUAUAGUAGUUACUAAGUGUUUAAAAUGUGACUAUUACACGUACUAGUUACUUAUAAAUUAAGACGAAAAAAAAAAAAUAAAUAAAUAAAUAAGAAAAAAAAAAUUCAUUAUUAUUGCACAGGUAAUUUCAUUCGAACAAUGGAAUAAACAUCACGUGAAUAAAUUUUUUUUUUCAAUAAA
Molecule: messenger RNA, 2176 nt
Organism: Fopius arisanus
Lineage: Eukaryota; Metazoa; Arthropoda; Insecta; Hymenoptera; Braconidae
Gene: Mvb12
Product: multivesicular body subunit 12-like Mvb12
Exons: 8
Coding region: 389-1360 (323 amino acids)
Biological process (GO): viral budding; regulation of epidermal growth factor receptor signaling pathway; virus maturation
Cellular component (GO): cytosol; ESCRT I complex
Source: RefSeq, a predicted model, not a curated record